GUACUUUUUUUUUUUUGAAAUUAACGUAUACCUUAGUUUACAAAUACCUAUAUUUUUACAAUGCAAAAGAUCAAUACCUUAGUUUAGUAUCACGCUAUUAAAGAUUUAUGCUUUUUUCUUUCUGCACAAAAAGUUUAUUUUUUAAAUCCACCUUUUCGAAUUUCAUUCUUUUGAAUAAAAAUGAAGUACAAUUAUUCUCUGAAAAAAUACACAUCUUUAUAUUUUUGUUCAAACCUGAUUAGACAAUUAAUUAUUAGUCUCACACUUAGCUGUACAAAAUCGAUUAAUAUUCUUUUUCCUUUUCUUAAUACCAUACAAAUAAAAACAGGCUUUUUCAGAUCAUCCUCUGCAUUUGUGAAUUUGCUUUUGGCGACCCUAAAAAUCAUCGCAGAUAAUUACCCAUGCCGACUUGACAAAGCCUUUAUCAUCGACCCUCCCUCUUAUUUCUCUUACCUUUGGAAGGGUGUUCGUCCUUUUGUGGAGCUCUCAACGGUCACGAUGAUAGUGUCGUCUCUAGACUACGACGAAAGGCUAGAUAUCAGCCACGUGUCGUCAAAUCCUCGAUCAGCAUCUUUAAGAUUAGACGCAUCGUCGAUUAAAUCAACGGCCACGAUUGGUUCAGCUUCUUCAAGAUUCGCUUUCACCGUCUCUCAAAACUCCUUGAAGCCGUGGUAUCUUUCCUUCACCGACACGUCCCCUUAUAACCCCGCCGUCUCCUCAUCCACCGCCGCUCAAGUUUCUCCUCUCAGCGCACGGUCGCUAUAUUUCGCGUCUCCGGCGGCGCGUGGUUUCAAAGAAGCGAAACCAGCUGCAUGCAGAAAGAGUUUGUUUCCAUCUACGCCGUUGCCGGAGAAGACAAAGACGGUUUCGUACCGGAAAACUCCACGUCCUUCGUUCUUUCAGUCGCCGGCGAUGCUCUUUCGCAGGGAGAAUAAUGUCGGUGGAGGAGGCGAGAAGUCGUUUGUACCGUAUCUGAAGUUUUACCGGAGACCGUACGAUGAGACUGCGUAUAGGUCUAAGCUGCGUGGUACACGUGGAUUUGUGUCGGUCGUGUCUUCGCACAGAAGAUCUCGCCACGUGUCUUUAUCUCAACGGUUCUGAUUUAAAAGACGAGAUUUGGGGAACGAGUAUAUAAUUAGAAGAUAAUCAAUCAAUCACAUUGAUCUGUUCCAAAUA
Molecule: messenger RNA, 1176 nt
Organism: Arabidopsis lyrata subsp. lyrata
Lineage: Eukaryota; Viridiplantae; Streptophyta; Magnoliopsida; Brassicales; Brassicaceae
Exons: 2
Coding region: 181-1101 (306 amino acids)
Source: RefSeq, a predicted model, not a curated record